Messenger RNA from Penicillium expansum, 951 nucleotides. RefSeq names its product Zn(II)2Cys6 transcription factor domain-containing protein. The record is from RefSeq and is a predicted model, not a curated record. Gene Ontology annotation, molecular function: DNA-binding transcription factor activity, RNA polymerase II-specific; zinc ion binding. Gene Ontology annotation, biological process: regulation of DNA-templated transcription. Bases 1 to 951 code for a protein of 316 amino acids. The transcript has a single exon. Lineage: Eukaryota; Fungi; Ascomycota; Eurotiomycetes; Eurotiales; Aspergillaceae.
AUGGGUACCGAAUACAUUUUCCAACCUACUCGGGAAUCCGCCGGUGGGAACGAGACAAAGCAAUGCCAACGAAGCGAAAAGAAGUUCCGGCCGAGACGAGCCAAAUGGGCGUGUUACGCCUGCCACAAACGAAAAGUGCGAUGCGACGCGCUAAAUCAAGGUACCGCAUGCACCAAUUGCAAACUUGAUAUGAAGGAAUGCGUUGCCCCACCGCGAAGGAGAAAGAAAGCAGCAGCUCCAAGCCCAUGGAUUCCUAGCGAAGCUAGGACAGAUCACACACCAACCUCGCCAUGUGCGUUACAAAAUUCUGCAACACCGGACCCCAAGUGCACCGACAUCCAAUCAAAUAGCGCUAGUGUAUCAUCACGGAAAAGGAAAAGCCCACCUCGAAGCUUGGAUUCCCCACGUACCAGUCCACAGCAAAGAAAAUGUCCUAGUGAAGGCUCAUCACAUAGCGUGGACGAUGAAGUUGGGCUAUGGAUGGAUAUGUUGCCGCCAAACGUUUUAGAACAACUCGAGCUACGUUCUACCAAAGACAUUGCAAGACCCCGUCGAGACACCGUUGAUGGACUCAGUGCAGAACGGUUUCACCAUGAAUGCUCCGAAAAGCUCCUCCAGGCAGUAGAUAUCUUGACUGAAGUCAUCAUCAUGCACAAUUCUCUUUCAGCGCAUACUACGCCAUCCGCGCCUGUCGCCAAUUCAGAAGCUGAUAUCCAUUAUGUCCUCGGAGAUGACGAUUCAGAAAAGGAACAAAACAUGGAAUACUCUUCGUCUGCUUGUCGCCAAAUUGGAGAGAAAAUAUGGGAUAUCGAGAAGACACAAGAUGGAAGUUCGGCUUUGACUCCCGAGUCCCUCGAAUUCGUGGCUGGGUCGAAUUAUAAUAUUUGGUUGGAAUUGAACGACUUUGACCUCAAAGGUCCUUCAUCGCUGGGUCCAUAUAAUGCCGAAUAA